Melanotaenia boesemani (Boeseman's rainbowfish) is the source of this 4703-nucleotide messenger RNA. It is a transcript of the gene otoa, whose product is annotated as otoancorin. NCBI's taxonomy places the organism in Eukaryota, Metazoa, Chordata, Actinopteri, Atheriniformes, Melanotaeniidae. The record is from RefSeq and is a predicted model, not a curated record. The transcript has 29 exons. Gene Ontology annotation, cellular component: cell surface. Gene Ontology annotation, biological process: cell-matrix adhesion. Bases 288 to 3731 code for a protein of 1147 amino acids.
AAUGGUCACUUCAAAUAAUUAAUAACAUCUGCCAGUCUACUUUUCUCUCUUUUUUUUCUCUGCUUUAUUUCUCUCAAUCUCACUCUCUCACAAACAUACACACACACACACACAAUAGUGUAAUAUAUCUGCGUUGCCUUAUCAGGAACAGGCAACCACUCACCAGCUCACAUCUAACAAGAGACUGAGGUAGAGAAGAGACGCCUGUCUACAUCCUGUCUUUAAAUCUUUCAUUUUCUUGAAUAUACUACUGAGAAGUCACAUAAUCUACAGGCAGACUUUCCCUCAUGGCUCCAAAUGGAGGGACAUAUUUCUUUAUACUCAUUGUGGCCUGCACAGCGUUGGCUAAACCUCUAGAUGUGAUGCCAGCUGAUAAAACUGCCUUCAGGGAUAUUGCAAAAAAGCUGAUGAUGAAAUGUCACCAUAAGGGAUACCCAGUGCCCAAGAUGCCGCUGAAAAGUGUCCUCAGUAACAGUGUGCUACCUACAGACAACAGAACUGCUGAUCAAGCUAACUCCUUCCUGUCCACUUUUCUUGAUGUCCUGAAUUCAGUCACUGUUGGGACAAACAGAGAUACAGUUAGUCAACUCCCAAUGGAAGCCUCAGAUGAAAUGAUGUGGAAUUGCAGCAAUCUUCCAGCCACGAUCAAGAUGAUGGGGAACUCCUCUGAGCCAUCUGCAUGUUACAUGAAAGCAUUUGUGGCACCCAUGUCCUGGGCAGCAUUAACCACGCAGGGUGAAGGUGACAUCAAUUCAAGUGACUAUGACACACUGGUGUGGGCUGCCAAACCUGUGCUGCAAGAUAUACCAUCUGCAAGAAUGAAUCUUCCCCCAAUAGCAGGGGGAGGGAACAUAGAAAAGAUGAUGGAAAUGCUGCAGGAAGUGUAUGAACCUAUGACUGAUGAUCAAAGAACUCAGGUGCUAAAUUGGGCAAAAGAGCAGAUCACCCAAAACCACUUCAACUGUACAAUGAAACCACCUUCUGAUGCAAAAUCAAUGCUGAUUGAUCGCUGCAAACCAUCUCUGAAAUGGCUGGAUUUGGAUGCCCUGACCAUGAUGGGGCCUUACCUCUCCCAUUUAGCACCAGAGGAUGUUGAUUCUUCUCCCAAAGAAAAGCUGUGUGAAUUUUUCCACUCAGCCCAGUUCAACUCCAACAUUACUAGGGCAAAUAAGAUGAGCCCCAGCCUCGGCAAAAAGUUUCUCCAAAGAAUUCAAGAGUGCUUCAGUGGAAAAGAAUUCCCAGAGCAUGUGGACAAGCUUGGUCCAUUGGCUUGUUAUUAUGAUGCUCCAGAUUUGACUCCUGAUCUCAGCAAGAAACUCCUCUCUCAGCUGGAUGUCUGUGACAACCCCACAAUGCCAAAACUGAAGAAACGUCUUGUCAAAUCCAUGAUGUCAAAUUCCAGCAGCACUCAAACACUCCAUGACCUGGGUACUAGCAUUAACUUGUUGUCUCCUGAACAACUGUCAGCAAUCCCUGCAGACAAUCUCAAAGAUGUUCUUCGAAGUCUUGGAGACAAUGUCACAUGGACACGAAGUCAGCUGUGCAUUCUGGUCAAGAAACAGCUGAGUGAUAAGAAGUGCAAUGAGGUGUCAGGUGAAGAGCUGAUGGCACUUCAGUCAACUGCAGCAGGCUUGCCAAGCUGUGUACUUAAGAAUAUAAAAUCUCAGGACAUUCUGACAGACAGAGAGGCCUUGAAGAACAUCUCCAAGCAAAUGAGCAAGGGGCAGUUGAAUGCCAUGCUGCAGGGGCUGCGUGGGAAGGUAAAUCUCUCUGAGCUGGUGCAGAAGUUGCCAGCCCCGUUGCUUCAGAGAGUUUCUCUUGCCAGUCUAGCAAAAGCAAACAUCACCUCUUUGGAGCAAGUGGAGAAUCAAACCUGGAGUCGGUCGCAGGCACUCUACCUGGCAAAGAAGAUGCAUGACCUAAAGCAGCUUCAGUACCGGAGACUUCAUUCAGUCCUUCAGGGCCUCACCUGUAAUAUGAUUGAUAAAGUUGCUGACAACAACACACUGGACAUGGUUCAGGCCGUUACAGAGACUCCUCAGUGGCUCUCCAAAGUUCAAGCAGGAUGUGCUGCCAGAAAGCUUUUUAUAACUUUAGAGCAAAAGAGGGCCAACUACUUCAAAACCAUCACUGAGCAAGAGCUGGAUAGGAUUCCCACACCGUUGCUACUUUACUUGCCGCCUUUGAAGGUGAAGGGUUUGCCUGAUUCUGUGUGUUCUGUCCUCCUUGACAAGAUGGAAACAGCCAAUCUGAGUUCACUACCUCUUCGAGCCCCAUCCCGUCCCGCACUCACCCAAAGAGCGCUGCUUUGCCUGACCAAUGGGAAAGAUUUAUCUGGAUUGACCACUGCAGACGCAUUGAAGCUUGGACCAUUCUUGUGUGAGAUGGCACCUUCCCAACUGCGCCUUAUGACUGCUGAUGUCAUGAAAUUCAGCCUCCAGAUCAUGGCUUCCUGCCAACAUAUUCCGCAACACCACAGGGCAGAUCUUAUUCAGCUGGUCAGCCAGACUUUUGGGAAUCCAUCUGACUGGCCAUCGCAGACCAUGGAAUCACUGGGUCCUCUUGUUCUUUUGGAUGAUAAUGCAACCUCUGCUCUACCUAAUAAACCUUGGAUGAAGGACGUAUUAGCCUUUCUGAGGUCUCGCCUGACCAAUACUUCAGAUGCCCUGAAAAAGAAAAUCUUUGACCUAACCAUCGCCACCGUAUCAAACACAGCACGUAAAAAGAGAGCAGCCCAAAGUGACAAUAAAGGAACUAGUAAUGGAAAUGAAAGUGGUGUCAAUGCUACAGAGCCCACAGAGGCCUUGAUUGAAGAACUGGGAAUGGAAAACAUCUACUGGACACCAGCACAGCUGCACAUGAUGUCAAAUAGCACUUUCUUGGCCACUGUGGAAAUACUUGGGAGGAUCCCUGGCUAUAGUGCGGAGCAGCUGGAUGUGCUCCGUAAAAAAGCCAUUGAGACCUUUGGCCCUGUGCCACAGAUGACUGAAAGUGUAGUUAUGCAGUUGGGGUGUAUAACUCAGGGUUUUUCCAACGCCGACUUGGAGAAGCUUCCCCUCUCUCUGGACACUCUGGAGGAAGUUGCCCACUGUGGCUGGAAACAUUCUCAGAUGGAGUCAGUGUGGAAGGGUGUUGUCAAAUAUAACAACCUGACAGCGCAGCAGCUGGGAGCCGCGGACAUGGUAACACUGAACCAAUUCAUCUGUGGACUAAGCUCCAAUGAGAUCAGCAAGCUCAGUGUGGACGCCUUCAAGGACGCUGUGGGAUCAAUGGAUGGUAUUCAGUGCCCCUUCAAGGUUAUGCAGGACUUCAAAAACCGUGCCGUGUCUGCAUUUGGAAAUCCCAAAACCUGGUCUGAAGCACAAGUGUCUGACUUAGACACCAUCAUUGCUGGAUUAAAUGCAACUGAAAUGGUUUCUUUAGACCCAUCUGUCUUCCCAUUUCUCAGUCAGUGUUGCGUUGCACAGAUUCCUCCAGACAACUUUGCUAAACUCUCUGUAGCUCAGCUGGAGGCUCUUGGGCCUGACAAUGCUGAAAUGGUGACCAGCAAACAGCGAGCUGUGCUGAAAGAAAAUCAACUGGCCGCCCUUGAAAAGGCUUCAAUUGGUUCUCCUUACGAACCACGAAACUCUACAGUUCCUCAGUCAGGAGCUCCUCAGCUGAGUGUGGAAGGAAUUGGUGCCGUCAUGAAGCCCUUUCUGUUUCUCCUCAUGGGGUUCCUGCUUCUGUGAGAUCAGUCAUCCCAUCCUGCUGCAAAAGCAACCAAAGCUUCAGCUAAAUAUGUACAUGCAGCUUGUUUCCAAGAGGUUAUCCACAUAGAGCAAUUAUAACAACAUGUAAUCCUUUCAUUAGAGGGGAAGAUUUAGCUUGUUUUUAUUAGAUUAAAUUUAUGUGGCUGUUAAAUGCAUGUUAUCAAAUGAAUCAGUAAGAUGCAUUAAGGUUAUUUUAUUGAAUAUUCUAUAUAGUAUCUGUUAUAUACUUGUAAGAAAGUAUAUUUGAAUAGAAUGAAGAGUUUUUAUUGUUGAACACGACCUGUGUACAUGGUUCUGUUGUUUGGAUACAGUAUGUUCUUGCAGAAUUUAAAAGGUUAAACUCAAUAAAUGUUGGAAAAAUACUGACAUUGUGGAAAUAUUAGAGAUGAAAGAGUAAGUUAAUCUCUUUAUUUUGUUUUAAAAAAAAUCCCUAGUCAGGCAUAGCUAGGGCAGACUAUGGAGCUCUGGGGUCCUAUUUAGGACAUAUUUGUGUUAAACUAUAUUUUAUUUUGCAAUACAUACAUUUGUAGAGUACUUAACUGUUUACUGUUAGCAGCCUUCAUUCUUUGGCUGGAAAUUUAUUCGUAUUACAUCAUUGUACCAACUUGCAGAAAACAUACAUUAUGCUCAACAAAUACAGUUAAAAGGAUUCGAUCUGCGUCCGUUUGCUUAUCUAAGCCCACUAGGCGUAAUCAGCAUAAACUGGCAUUUCCAUUGAAUUCUAAUUCUGUAUAAUUUGGUUAGUAAUUAUUUUAUUUUGUUAAUGGAUAAACAAAUAAAGUUAAAACAUUGCUGAAAGGCUGGAAAUCCCAUGAGAGCAAACACAGCUUAUUGACUUCAGUUAAUUAAAUGAGAAAUUACGUGUGUGGUAGUCAGAAAUAUGACACAACCAGCAGCUUAUCAGAUGCAACAUAAGAAAAUCAAAAGGUCAUAAAUAUAUUAAAAAGUCAC